Messenger RNA from Nematolebias whitei (Rio pearlfish), 1338 nucleotides. RefSeq names its product ephrin-A1a (gene efna1a). Gene Ontology annotation, cellular component: plasma membrane. Gene Ontology annotation, biological process: ephrin receptor signaling pathway; axon guidance. The coding region runs from base 255 to 932 and encodes 225 amino acids. The transcript is spliced from 5 exons. The record is from RefSeq and is a predicted model, not a curated record. Gene Ontology annotation, molecular function: ephrin receptor binding. NCBI's taxonomy places the organism in Eukaryota, Metazoa, Chordata, Actinopteri, Cyprinodontiformes, Rivulidae.
GUUUACCCUCUCAUUCAGCACGGAUUUAGUUGAGUUCUCGUUCUCUCUAGCCUUUUGUUUGUUUAUUUCUCAAACCAAAUCGUUCCUUUUUUUUAUUUUUUUAUUUGCAACUCUCCAGCUGAGCGUGCAACCUUCAGGUGCGCGGACGAGGAGCACUUUUGGAAAACUUUUUUUUUUUUUUUUUUUUUUUGGGUGCACCUCCAACCUGAGUUGAGCUUCCUGCCUUUGCACGCCUCCACGUCUCUCUGUCCAUCAUGGAUUUAGUUUGGAUCGUGGGCUUCGUUGUGAGCGUGUGCGCCCGGUUCGCUUCAGCGGAGCGACACAGCGUCUACUGGAACAGCACGAACCCAAAGUUCGAAAAGGACAACUACGCCGUGGAGGUGAAGCUCAACGACUACCUGGACAUCGUCUGUCCCCAUUACCCUCAGGGUGAGGCGCCGCAACUGGAUCCAGAGCGCUAUGUACUCUACAUGGUGGAGCGUGAAGACUACGAUUCCUGCAAGGCCCAGUCAUAUGACCAGAUGCGCUGGGAGUGCAGUCAUCCGUUUGCCCCUCACGCUCCGGAGAAGUUCUCUGAAAAGUUCCAGCGUUUUACUCCGUUUACUUUUGGGAAGGAGUUUCGUCAAGGAGAAAGCUACUACUACAUCUCCAAACCUUUGCACCACCACGGCCAAGAGUGUCUCAGGCUCCGCGUGGACGUCAUCGCAGCCGACGGCUCUCAAGCGGCCCGAGUGGCUAACGGAGGCAAGGGUGGGGCUGGAGUUGGAGCAGGGGGCGGUGUUCACAACCCCUCCAACAGACCGCCUGCAGCAGACGACCCGGUGGUUAUCCUGCCAAACGUUCAGAAGAGCAUACGGACAAACUCCGCAGCGUCGUCUACGUCGCUCUCGUUCUUCUGUUUGCUAGCCCCAUUACUGCUUUUGUUGCACUGAGAGGACUUUUUUUUUCUUGUCCAGGGACUACAAUGAAGACAGUCUGUGGAGUUGGAAAACACUGACAAAAAAAAUAAAAUUAAAUGUAUAAAAAAAAUGAAUACCUGCUGCUGGCUGCAGGAAGAAACUUUCAAAUCUUGUAAAGUAAAGACUUUCUCGUGCAACAUGUUCGUUCAAGACAACAAUAUUGGUGCUUUGUCCUAUUUUUCCAGAAGAUUUCAAUUUUUUUUUCGUGAAACAACAAAAGCUCUCCUCGAGGUGUACGUUUUUUGGAAACGAGCUUUGGAGGACAACACGACACGUUGCUUCAAAAGAUAUGAAGACGUUGCAGACGGACCUAAAGUGAUCAGGAGCACGAAGGCAAACUUUGACUUGGAUGCUUAAUAAAUCAGCAUUAAACUUUAAG